UAUAACUGGGUGUGCGAUACAGCGCGAGAGGUCAGUCUACGCUGUCACUUACAAGGACCCAAACCCAUAACGAAGAUGCGGACGCUGCCGCACCGGUCUGCGCUCCUGGGCAUCUUGGCCAUCACGGUCCUGACAGGAUGCGUUGGCUCUUCGGGAGCCCAAAGCCAUUGCCUUGAUCCAGCGUACGCGCAGUCCAGAAGGCGAUCGACGACGCGGACCGUUAAGACUCCCAGUACCACGAAUCAACCGGCAGUCACUACAUCGGUUGCCUCCGAGCCGCAGCGGAUGUACAGCACAAGAAUACAACGAAGGAUCGCAUCUCCUACCGUAACGCCGGUUCGCCAAUUUAAAACUACGCGAACUCACGCCACCGUUCGGCCGGAUGUCACUACGACAGUUGCCUACGAGCCACAACGAAUGCCGAGCAUGAGAGUCCAGCGAAGGCUCCCGUCUCCCACUGAAUCGCCUACCCGUCAAUUAAUGACUACGUUGAAUCCCGACGUCGUUGAAAGUGCAUCGAAACCGAUAGCCAGGAGGAUGCGGAAGUCCAAGAAACAGAACAACGCCGCCAUGAUCGACGAGGCAUCGUCCUUGGUCUCGGUCGCUACCGCUCCUCGAAUCAACGAUCUCGUGCAUCCGGCACCGUCCACCUUAUCCAGACGGUAUUCAACCGAGGAUGCGACGCCGGGACAACGCCGUCGAGUCGCUCCGAGGGAGCAACCGAGCCCCUUCAACAUGAAUCAGUAUCUCGGAUUACCCAGGUCCAGCCCGACGCUCCGCGAUUCGGUGAUCCGAACGACAACCGCACUACCGCAGCUGGGGAAUCUUGUUACCGAGCUUAAUCCUCAUACCUUGGCCGCAAAUUCCUACGGGCACACUUCGAUACCACUUCUGCACAACGCUGCUUCCAAUGACGCGAUACAGGCAACCGUUACGCCGUUCGUACCCAGAGGUAGAGUUCGGCAUCGUGACGAGAUCUCUCAGACCACGGAAAGUUUCACCAAGCUACAAAUUGAUCUUGAUAAUCAAGGGGAGAGUGAAACCAACAAGGGACGAUUAGAAAACGAAAGUAGCGAUUCCACUGCUACCGACACUGUCAAUGAGACUCCGAUGGAGGACACCAGCGAUUCGGCCAAUGUUGAGCAUCUAGGAUAUAGCUAUGCGGGCGCUGACGACAGUGAAGAAGAAAUGCAAGCUGAAAAUUAUAAGGUUCAUGAAAAUACCCACAAAGUCCCGAAAGGGGGCGGCGGAGGACAUGGUGGACAUGGCGGAGGCAAAGGAGGCGGAGGACAUGGUGGAGGUGGACAUGGCGGAGGACACGAUGGUCAUGGCGGAGGUAAAGGCGGCGGAGGACAUGGUGGAGGUGGCGGAGGAGGACAUGGCGGUGGUGGAGGAGGUGAAGGUGAUCAUAAAUUCGAAAAGGGGGGUGGCGAAGAGCACAAAGACCAUCAUCACGAAUCCCACGGUCAAUCGGGAGAAAAGAACUACAAAGGGCACCACGAGUACGACAAGGGGGAGAAAGGUUACCACGACAAAGAAAAGCACAGCGGUCAUUAUGCCGAGAAAAAGGGUGACGAAAAGAAGCACCACGCGGAGAGUGGAUACCACGGGGAGCAUCACCACGGCGAAAAGGGAGUCAAAGAAGCGAACUUUGGUGAGAAGGGCGAGCAUCAAAAGGGACACAGUACGAAAGGGGAGCAUUCUAUCCACAAGAAGGACGAGUACGAGAAAAAAACGGAAUUCUUCGACGAGUUCCACGAGGAUGGAGGCAGCGAAAAGCACGGUGAAUUCCAUCACGAGCACGACUCGAAAAAGGGAGGCCACGAAAAGUCUUCCCAUCUCGACGCCGGUGAGCACGAAGUGAAACACGGCAAAGAGCACAAACACGACAAGGGCCAUCAUUACCACGAGGACAAGGGACACAAACAGGCCGACGGGCACGAGGCCCACCAUAAACACGACGACAAGUUCGGCAAGAAAGAGUCCCACGAGGAAGCGAAAAAAUGGGCUUUCAGAAAGGGUGACGACGGGGCCGGAGGCGGCGGUGAAAAAAAGGAGGGAGACGGUGGCAAGAAGGAGGGAGGCGGUGGAAAGAGGGAGGGUGGCGGUGGUCACCACUGAGGAUCACCGUGAUCCGAAAAAUUAUUAAUCCCAUAAUCGAAUUCAGUAAGAAGCCUGAAGUGAUCAGGAGAGAUUGACUACGAAGAGGCAUCGAAUCGUCGGACUGAACGGAUUGGUUCGAGUGUUGAAAGCUGCUUCGGCACCGUUUCUUUCUAUCAUCUUGUCGCCGAUUUUCCUACGUGUGAACACCAAGUCGAAGCUCGAGGAUUUAAAUGUCGGCUGGACGAAAAUCGGCGACGGUGUCGACGGUCCUCACGUAACGCGUACAUAACACGUAUACAGUAUCACGCAUGUAUCAUACACACACUGACUGCACCACCUCAAUGUUAUUAUGACGUCUAAUAUAUGGCUAGUUGAAUUGUUAAUCGUUGA
Messenger RNA from Neodiprion virginianus, 2493 nucleotides. Its product is annotated as keratin, type I cytoskeletal 9-like. Bases 76 to 2121 code for a protein of 681 amino acids. The record is from RefSeq and is a predicted model, not a curated record. Lineage: Eukaryota; Metazoa; Arthropoda; Insecta; Hymenoptera; Diprionidae. The transcript has 4 exons.